GGGUCUGCUGGUGGGGUGGUAGUGGGGCUGCCAGCUGGGCCGGUGGAGGGGAACAGCCUGUUCAGUGCUGAGCAAACAGCGCGACUCAUUUACGCUCCUCUGAAGCCACAGCUUGUUCCCAGUGUCUGGUUUUACUCAUGGAACACAUUUGCGGUAACCGGUCUUAAAUUUUCUCAACCAAGUGGUUGGUACUAAAAUGAUAUGGGUGGCUGUCAUUGGUGAUUGGUUCAACCUCAUAUUUAAAUGGAUUUUAUUUGGCCAUCGCCCUUACUGGUGGGUGCAAGAAACAAUGAUUUAUCCUAAUCAGUCAAGCCCAUGCCUUGAACAGUUUCCUAUAACAUGUGAAACUGGACCAGGAAGCCCAUCUGGACAUGCCAUGGGAUCAUCUUGCGUCUGGUACGUAAUGGUCACAGCAGCACUUAGCUACACAGUUAGAUGGAAAGAUAAAUCAGCUGUUACUCUUCACAGAUUAACAUGGUCAUUCCUCUGGAGUAUUUUUUGGAUUAUCCAGAUCAGUGUGUGCAUCUCAAGAGUAUUCAUAGCAACACAUUUCCCUCAUCAAGUUGUUCUUGGAGUAUUUGCUGGAAUUCUUGUGGCAGAAGCAUUUGAGCAUACCCCUGCUAUUCAGACAGCAAGCUUGAGAAUGUACAUCAAGACAAACUUGUUUCUUUUCAUCUUUGCCCUUGGCUUUUAUCUAUCCCUCAAGCUUCUUGAUAUUGACUUGCUAUGGUCUGUUCCAAAGGCCAAGAAGUGGUGUGCCAACCCAGACUGGAUAAACAUUGACACAACUCCAUUUGCUGGACUGGUGAGGAAUUUAGGUGCACUCUUUGGUUUAGGUCUUGGAAUUAAUUCUGAAAUGUUCAUCACAAGCUGCAAAGGUAUAAAUAGCUGCAAGAUAAGUUUCCGCAUAUUGUGUAUAGCUGCUUCUUUAGCUACCCUGCAGCUGUAUAAUUUUGUUAAGAUACCUACUCAUACUGAGUAUUUGUUCUACAUUCUCUCUUUUUGUAAGAGCGCAGCUAUGCCUCUGACUGUAGUUGCCUUGGUUCCGUACUGUGUCCACUCAUUAAUGAGGACAACUGAAAAGAAACUGAAUUAGGUAAAGUUUCAAAAUGGUUAGCAAUGUGGGGAUGGAUGUGAACUGUUUGAGAGCCCUCUGCAAAGGCAGUUUUGCUAAUUCAUUUAAACCAAGGGGAUGCCACUGCAUCUUUGAGGUAUUCCUGGUAAGUAACCAGUACAUCCAAAAUCAGUACACUCAAACAGCUGAGAAAUAUUAGUUGCUGAUUUUAUUCCUAGAAAUAUUGGAAGCACACUGCAGUAUGGUUAGAAAUGGCCCAAUACUCUGGGUCAUAAUGAAAUUUUAAAGUAUAACCAACCAUCUUUAUUUAGCCAUAUGGUGGUGUUUUAGUUCUGUCCAUUUCUAGCUAGAUAAUGCUUCAAGCAUGAGUUGUACAUAGUGAUACUCAAUAUUUUUUUUUUAAUAAAUAGAUACUGUGCGUUAUACUGCUACAUAAUGGUGUGACAUUAUCACUCCACCUACUGUACAGCUGUACCUAGGCACUGUGAAAAAGGCCAGCAUAGUUAUAAACACGGCUUUAAUUUAUUGAGCUUCCUGAGCAAACCAGCUUCUGAUUAAGUCAGAUGAGAAAAAAAGAAGUUUAUUGCCAUUGGACUCUGUAGAAUAUAUUUUUGCAUUACUGUGUGGUUUUUGUCAUUUUUACUUUUUGAAAGUGGUCAUAUGAAUUAUGAAUGAUACAGAUCACACCUUCAAUAGGGAAAAUGCUUAAAUAUGGUGUAAAAAAUCUUUGGUUUUUGUACAUCUACACAGAGCAACAAAUGAAAAAAGUUGUCAAUAAUGAAAUUAUCUCAGUAGAUGACCUCAAGGAUGUUGUUCAUGCUCCUGUAUUGCAAAGGUAAUUCCCUGCUAAUUCUCUCAGAUCCACAGUCACAAGCCUGAAUCAUUGUUAGUAGUUGUGUAAACAUGAAAAUAUGGUUGCAGACUGUCACUUCAAGUUUCUAUUCUUUAACUAAGCACACAAGUAACUAAUAUGUUGAAUAUAUGUUUGCUAUAUAAAAUGGAUUUUCUAAAGGGA
Messenger RNA from Vidua macroura (Pin-tailed whydah), 2090 nucleotides. RefSeq names its product glucose-6-phosphatase catalytic subunit 2 (gene G6PC2). The record is from RefSeq and is a predicted model, not a curated record. Gene Ontology annotation, cellular component: membrane. Lineage: Eukaryota; Metazoa; Chordata; Aves; Passeriformes; Viduidae. Gene Ontology annotation, biological process: glucose 6-phosphate metabolic process; gluconeogenesis. The transcript is spliced from 6 exons. The coding region runs from base 197 to 1096 and encodes 299 amino acids. Gene Ontology annotation, molecular function: glucose-6-phosphatase activity.